This is a messenger RNA of Athalia rosae (coleseed sawfly), 4412 nucleotides long. It is a transcript of the gene eRF3, whose product is annotated as eukaryotic peptide chain release factor GTP-binding subunit ERF3A. Lineage: Eukaryota; Metazoa; Arthropoda; Insecta; Hymenoptera; Athaliidae. Gene Ontology annotation, biological process: translation. Bases 215 to 1975 code for a protein of 586 amino acids. The record is from RefSeq and is a predicted model, not a curated record. Gene Ontology annotation, cellular component: translation release factor complex. Gene Ontology annotation, molecular function: GTPase activity; translation release factor activity; GTP binding. The transcript has 7 exons.
UUCUGGCCAUAGACGUGAACAGAACGAAUCACCGGACAGACCACGGGGGCUGCACGCGGAUCGUGACUCGCGCGUGUAGAUAUUGAAUAAAAACUAUUUUUUAAGCCCGUCCGAUCUCGUUUGUUUAUAAAUAUAACUAUAAUUGAAAUAAGCCGGCGUUUUUAAAUUGAAUAUUUAACCGAUAUAACUCUGGUAAGUGAUUAGAGUAAGAAAUAUGGCGAACAGCGUAGCACCAGACUCGUGGGAGCAGCAGGCGGACGGCGGAGAUAAUGCCAAUGGCCAGGAUAAAUCAUUGGAGAGUAAAUUCUCAACGUUGAACGUAAAUGCCGCCGAAUUCGUGCCUUCUUUCUGCAUACCAUCCUCGGAAACAAGCUCAGCAGGCGACAGCCCUAAUGCCACCGUUCCUGACACCAGCCACGGUGAAAGCUCAGUGGCAGUUCCACCUGAUCCGGCUGGUACUCUAGCGGAGGAACCUCCUGCCGGGGGAGGGGCGCCACCUCCAAAUGCAACAAAUGCAAAGAACGCCAGUCCCGAGCAUCAGCCAGCUGACUCGUGGGAAGAAGCAGCUAUAGACGGCGACCCUCUGUUAACGCCGGAGAACGAAGAGGCUGAUAUUGAUGAGGAUGAGGAAAUGGUAGUGAAAAUACCCAAAAAGAAGCCAGUCAAAGUAGCAGAAGACACAAAAAGCAAAAAAGAACACGUUAAUGUUGUCUUUAUCGGGCAUGUCGAUGCGGGCAAAUCGACCAUCGGUGGGCAGAUCAUGGCGUUAACAGGUAUGGUGGACAAGAGAACACUGGAAAAAUAUGAAAGAGAAGCCAAGGAAAGAAGCAGAGAAACGUGGUACCUCAGUUGGGCGCUCGACACCAAUCAGGAAGAGAGAGAAAAAGGGAAAACAGUCGAGGUCGGCAGAGCAUACUUUGAAACUGAAAGAAAGCACUUCACGAUUCUGGAUGCCCCGGGACACAAGAGUUUUGUACCAAACAUGAUUGGCGGUGCUGCGCAAGCUGACUUGGCUGUUCUGGUCAUCUCGGCGAGGAAAGGUGAAUUCGAAACUGGUUUUGACAGAGGGGGGCAAACCAGGGAACACGCUAUGCUUGCUAAAACAGCUGGUGUUAAACAUUUGGUAGUAUUAGUUAACAAAAUGGACGACCCUACGGUAGAAUGGGAUGAAGGAAGAUACAACGAAUGCAGAGAUAAAAUUUUACCUUAUCUUCGCAAGUUGGGAUUCAAUCCAGCAAAAGACUUGACCUUUAUGCCAGUUUCCGGGCAACUUGGAAUAGGCUUAAAAGACCCAAUUCCCGAAGACCUUUGUACUUGGUACAAGGGCGAUGCUUUCAUACCUUUCAUUGAUCAGUUACCAUCUUUAAAUCGUAAAAGUAACGGACCUUUCAUCAUGCCAAUUGUGGAUAAAUAUAAGGACAUGGGUACGGUAGUAAUGGGAAAAGUUGAAGCCGGAGAAGCCAAGAAAGGACAUCCACUGCUCGUCAUGCCUAAUAGAACAGCAGUAACGGUGGACCAAUUGUGGUCUGAUGACGAAGAAGUGACGUCGGUUGGCCCUGGUGAGAAUGUAAAGAUUAAACUAAAGGGUAUAGAGGAAGAAGACGUCAGUCCCGGUUUUGUCCUAUGCGAUAGCAACAACCCGAUAAAAACGGGAAAAAUAUUCGACGCACAAGUCGUUAUUCUCGAACACAAAAGCAUUAUAUGCGCGGGGUACAGUGCUGUUAUGCACAUUCAUUGUGCGGCUGAAGAAGUAACUGUGAACGCGCUCAUUUGUUUGGUAGAUAAAAAAUCUGGUGAUAAAAGUAAAACGCGACCAAGGUUUGUCAAACAAGAUCAAGUCGCCAUAAUGAGAAUUGAGUGUGCAGGAGUUAUUUGCCUUGAACAGUUCAAACUGUUUCCACAAAUGGGACGGUUUACUUUGAGGGACGAAAACAAAACGAUUGCUAUUGGCAAGGUGCUGAAGGUGGUUGAAUAAGUUUUAUUUUACGUUCACUUCCGUUGUGGAGAAGACGAUUAAUUACCAUCGAACACAUUGGAACACUAUUCUGACAGUGUAAACGAACUCGAAAAUCUAUGAUUUAUGCAUUGAACAUCAGAUGAAACAAAACACACACUCAGUAAGUAUCGGUACUGGGUGAACAGAGAGAUAUAUAUGCGAAUUCUAUAUAUAUAUAUAUAUUAUAUAUGCAGAAUAUAUAUGACAAACUAAAAUAAAACCACUUUGAUUACGAAAAGAAUAAAAUAGAUAAUAACAAAAAUGUUUUUAAAAAACAUGGCCCCCCCAAAAAACAAACAAAACGAAAAAAGAUACCUUUUCAGGUUUUCAUUGUCGUUGAAAUAUUUUAAUGGCGCGGUUAAGAGGGAGGGGGUAUGAAAAAAAGGCUUUUUCAAUUUCAAAUGAAGGCGAUAUUUUUGUUUUUCGGAGCUAUGGGAAAAAUGAUUAUCGAUAAAAUUUACGCCGAUUAUUAUUAUUAUUAUUAAUAUUAUUAUUAAUAUUAUUGAAUUGAUGGGUAAUAGAUGAAACAUAUUGAGUAAAAGCAAAAUAGAUAGUGUUACACAACAAUUUAUAAUUAUUGAAUUAUUAUUGUACUGUUUCUUAUUUUAUUCUCAUUAAAAACUAAUUUACAACAAAUUGUUUUUAUUUGUAGUAAUUUUCACUAUAUAUUCUGUACUUUGGAGCAUAGUCUUUGGUUCGUAUAAAUGGAGAAGAAAAAGAAUACAGAGAAAAAAAUUUUAUAACAAUAAUUAGAAGAAACUUACUGUGAUAGCACAGAGGGAAUGAAUUUUAAUUAUGUAGGUUUUGGUUGCGAUUUUUUUUUAUUUUGCUUCAUUCUUUAUUUUUUUUUUACUUUUUUUUUAGAAUGAAAAGUAUACGUAACAAUGAAAAUGUUGACGUGUUCCAAUUAAUGUUUUUGCAAGUGUAGUUAGUACAUAAUCAUGUAGCUUUGGUAAAUAUUACUGGGCGGGAACGUAAAUCAGUUCACAUUCGAGUAAGCGUUAAAUAAUUAAUGCUGGUAUAAGGAGUAUUCGGUAUUUACUACUGUUAUUCCGAUUUAUAUCAAAUUUUACAGUACUGGUUAUCAUCUCGUCUUCCAAAAAGUCUGUAUCGCUCAUAAGUACAGAAUUUUAUGGUAUUGAAAUAUUAUAAUCAAUGAAAAAUAUUUUGUUGUUCGUUUUCGUUUGUUUAUUUGUUUAUUUUUCUUUUUUUUAAUUAUUAUUUUUUUGUUUGGUUACAACUUUUGCCUCUGUAAUUUUUUUUGUUCUUAUUUGUUUCUUUUAAAUGUAAUAGUACAUUGGUUUACUUAAAGAGCUUGUCAUCAUUGGCACACACAUAGCUAAGCAGAUUUGUAAGAACGUGAUUUUUGUAGCUCCAGUGGAAUAACAUAAAACAAAGAAGAAAAAAAAUAUUUGUAAAAUAUAAGGAUCGGCAACGUCCGCAUUGUUAUUAUUAAAUAUUAUUAUGAAUUGAACUAAUAUUAAUUAUUAAUAUAAAACUACCAAUAAUAUAAACACAAUCGAAAUAUAAAGAAAAAGAAAAAGUGAGCAAACUACAGAAGAAUGAAUAAUACAGAUUAUUAAGAGGCUUAGCUCACGCUGUAGUACGGGAUACAUUGAUAUUUUUAUAUAUUGCUGCGCCAUUAAUAUUUACUUAUUCAAUUAAGUCAGCCGGUUUGGUUUUUACUAAAAAGGUUUGGCUUUCAUGACUCGACUUGAAUCUAUCUCGGAGGGCCUAAUAAUAUAAAAUGGGGAAGAGUGCUGAAAUCUCGAAAUUUAACACAAUGAAGUUCAAUUCGUUUAUAAUAUUAUAACCAUUUAAUUAUAUUAUUUAUUUGGGAAUGAAGAAGUUUUGUGGAAUUUCGGUGAUGUGAAUUAUCAAUGAUGUUGGACAACAAGUCAGGGGGCUCUUCCGGUAAACCAUGUUCUAUGUGAAUGCCAAUUUUCGUUAAAUCUAAUGUACAAACUGUUACAGUUCGGUAUACAGAGGAAUACAUGAGGUGUAUAAAUGUAUCAUAAGUACGAAUUUGCUUUAUGUAUUGGAAAAUAGAUUUUCUCCUCAAGGAGAGAAUGAGAUUGUAUAAUUGAAAUAUUGGAGAAUAUGAGACAACGUAGAUAGCCCUUGGGUGGAAAUAAAUUAUUUUUAAAGUAUGUGAAAUGGUGUCAUUGCUUUCAAAAUAUCAAAUAAAUCAAAGAAAAUAUCGUAAGCUUGUAGCAAUGACACAAAAACUUCAUUGUUCUUACUGGUAUUCAGCGCUCACCCUAUAUACUACUUUAUCCUAUAUGAUAAAAUUUGAGGGAAAAAAAAAACAAAAAAUAAAUCGAGAGCAAGUAAGAGAAAUAGAAUCUUAUUUAAAUCAACGUGUUAUGAAAUUCAUGAUAGAACAAUAUGUAAUACACGCAUAGUUUAUCCAAGA